Messenger RNA from Pogona vitticeps (central bearded dragon), 5602 nucleotides. The record is from RefSeq and is a predicted model, not a curated record. Lineage: Eukaryota; Metazoa; Chordata; Lepidosauria; Squamata; Agamidae.
CGAAGCGGCGGCGAGAAGUUGGGGGGCGGCUUUAAAAAGGGGGGAGGACAUUGCCUGGAGCAGCGCAGGACCGGGGAAGGGGAGAGGGGGGAGAGCAUGGCUGUGAAUCCGGACGAGGACGAUGUGCCCCUCAUUCUGACCUCGGAUGAAGGCAGGAGCCAUGGGUCGGAGCGGGAGGUGGCACCGAGUGAAAAUGGAGGCAAUUAUGACUUGGUCCGUGAUUUGCCCCCCCGCCCCUCCGGGGGAUCCCUUCCUCCGAGGACCCAUGGAAGACACAACUGGGAAAUGAACUACCAAGAGUCGGCAAUCUACCUCCAGGAAGGAGAGAACAACGACAAGUUCUUCACACACCCCAAGGAUGCCAAAGCGCUGGCUGCCUACCUCUUUGUGCACAAUCAUUUCUUCUACGUCAUGGAGCUGAUCACUGCGUUGCUGCUCCUGCUGCUGUCCCUCUGCGAGGCGCCGGCCGUUCCCAUGCUCCGUCUUGGCAUCUAUAUCCACGCAACCCUGGAGCUGCUUGCCCUGACAGUCGUGGUGUUUGAGCUCUCCAUGAAAAUGAGAUGGCUUGGCUUCCACACCUACAUUCGUCACAAAAGGACCAUGGUCAAGACCUGUGUCUUGUUGCUGCAGUUCAUAGAGGCGAUCGUAGUGUUGGUCCGCCAGACCUCUCACGUCCGGAUCACAAGAGCUUUGCGAUGUAUCUUCCUGGUGGACUGCCGUUACUGUGGAGCCGUCAGGAGAAACCUGCGACAGAUCUUUCAGUCUCUCCCUCCAUUCAUCGACAUCCUCCUCCUCCUGCUCUUCUUCAUGGUCAUCUUUGCUAUCCUAGGCUUUUAUUUAUUCUCGCCUAACAAAUCAGAUCCGUAUUUCAACACCUUAGAGAACAGCCUUGUGAAUCUCUUUGUCCUUCUGACAACUGCAAAUUUCCCGGAUGUGAUGAUGCCAUCUUACUCCCGUAAUCCCUGGUCCUGCGUCUUCUUUAUUGUGUACCUUUCCAUUGAACUCUACUUCAUCAUGAAUUUGCUACUUGCUGUUGUGUUUGAUACAUUCAACGAUAUUGAGAAGAUGAAAUUCAAGUCCCUGCUCCUUCACAAGCGCACGGCCAUUCAGCACGCCUGUCGCCUGCUUGUCAGCAAACAGAGACCCUCUGGAAUUUCCUUCAAGCAGUUUGAUGGGCUGAUGCGGUUUUAUAAACCUCGAAUGAGCGCAAGAGAUCGUUACCUUACUUUCAAAGCACUGAAUCAAAGCAAUACCCCUUUAAUCAGUCUGAAGGAUAUGUACACUUUCUAUGAAGUUGUUGGUUUAAAAUGGAAGGCUAAAAGGAACCGUGAACAUUGGUUCGAUGACCUUCCACGGACAGCAUUCCUUAUUUUUAAAGGCAUUAACAUACUUGUCAAUUCCCGAGCCUUCCAGUACACUAUGUAUACUCUGGUGGCAGUGAAUGGCCUCUGGAUCUUAGUGGAAACUUUCAUGCUGCAAGGGGGAAUCUUCCCCCGGGAUGUUCCUUGGAGUUAUAUUGUCUUCCUUACAAUCUACGGCAUUGAGGUGCUGCUGAAGAUCACUGGAUUGGGGCCUAUCGAGUACCUGUCCUCUGGUUGGAACCUCUUUGAUUUUUCAGUCACCUUGUUCGCAUUUUUGGGUCUCCUGACGCUGGCCUUUGACAUGGAACCCUUCUAUUUCAUUGUUGUUUUGCGGCCUCUGCAGUUACUAAGGCUAUUUAAGCUGAAGAAACGUUACCGAAACGUCUUGGACACCAUGUUUGAACUGUUUCCCAGGAUGGCCAGCCUAGGCUUGACACUGCUCAUCUUCUAUUACUGUUUUGCCAUUAUUGGUAUGGAGUUCUUCUCAGGAAAGCUGUUCCCUAACUGUUGCAACACCAGCACAGUGGCCGAUGCCUACCGCUGGGUGAACCACACCAUAGGGAACAGGACCGUGAUGGAAGAAGGCUACUAUUAUCUCAACAACUUUGAUAACAUCUUGAACAGCUUUGUGACCCUCUUUGAGCUGACCGUUGUCAAUGACUGGUACAUCAUAAUGGUAAGUAGGACUCAGGGCACCAACCACUGGCUAUCCUCCCUGUCCUUCCCUCCUGCGCAGGUGGUGAUGACAAUCAUUGUAGCCUUUAUCUUGGAGGCGUUCGUGUUCCGCAUGAAUUACACACGAAAGAACCGUGAUUCAGAAGAAGACAGCGGCAUUGUCCUGGAGAGGGAAGUCUCCCGAGAAGAAAUGACUGCUGUCGCUGAAGUAUAUCGUAGGGGCGGCAGUGCGGUGGCUGCGGGCCAGCUGCUCAAGGUCAUUUCCCAGAUGGACAGGCACCGGCAAACGUCUAUGCUGUUCCUGGGACGGAGAUCAAGGACCAAAAGCGAUUUAAGCAUGAAAAUGUAUGAAGAAGAGAUACAGGAGUGGUAUGAGGAACAUUCCCGGAGAGAAGAAAGGCAGCUUUCCUGGACAGAGGAUGAUGAACUGCUCAAUCAGCCCUUGCAGCCUCCAGGCCUCCGCCAGCGCUCUCAGACCAUUAUCUAGGAACCCAACUAACAGGAGCUGCUUCUUUUCCAGUGUACUAACUGUCUCUUCCUUCUUAACUUCACCACGGAUGGGUUGCAUUAAUGCAUAAUAUAGCCUAGCAGAAGAACCUCUUCUGGAGUUUGCUGUAUUGGACCCUGCUGGGCACACUGGCCGAGAAGGCCCUAGAGGCAGGACUUAAGGCCUUUCUCGAGGCCCAGAACCCCAUACAAGGAAAUGUGGGCAGCAGGGGUCAGCCUGAGCCUGGGAAUUCCCGACCUGGGCCCCACAUGUCACCAGACUUCACCUCCUAGACACAUGGCCAAUCAUGGUCAGGAAUUCUGGGAGUUGACAUCUGGGACCCCACGUGCAGGGGGGCCACUGCCAGGGCCUAUAGGUCUAGCAUUCUGUCCAGGACAAGAUAGGGAUUUCAAGCUGUCUUGUCUCCAUAAACGAUCCCCCAAGUCCUGCGCUAUUCGUAUGCCUGGCAGUAACUUUUCAGAGGUGGAGUGUAUCUGCCACCCUGCAGAGUUUGGGCAACUUGCUACCAACCUUUACUGCCUGUUGUUCCAACCUACGGUAUCAUGGGGUUUGCAGUUUGGUGAGGUUUUAAGAAUCUUCUGCUAGGGAGGCUCAAAUGCGCUCUCCUGCAUUGUGACAAGAGAGUUCUAAGCACUCCAUCGAACUACAGAUCCCAGAAUUGCGUGGGCAAUCAAUUAAAAAAGUGGACAUGGCACUGCUCUAAUUGUAGAGGUCUUAGAUACAUUCCAACCUCCAUGUGUUAGAUGGUUGGCAUCAUCAGCUUACCAGCACCCUCUUAAGAGCAUGAGCAUCUCGAUGCUGCUUUCUAAUCUCUGUCCUCAAUGGAGUGGGUUCUAUAAUACAACCUGUAAAAGACACUGUAAGGGACACUGUUUCCCUUAACAGCUCUGUAACAGAAAAGGGUUUCUGGUAAGAUGACAUGGCUGCAGAACAUUCUCUUGCCCUGUCUUCCAAAUAAAAUUUAUUCCUUAUACUUAGUUUUUUUUACUGAAACAUGGAAACCCUUUAAACUUAGGAAUUUCCUCUAGGGAGCAGCUUUAUAACUGCAGCCAAGAAAGAGGAAUGUAUGAAGCAACCCCUUCCCACGGCCAUGUAUUAAAGCAAUAAGACGUUGACCAAAAAAGGGGUGGGUGGGGAACACUGUCACUUUGCAGCCACUGGACCGUGGAGCCCAUGUUGACCUUGAUCCCUCGUUAGCCUCUUUGGCAAAAUUUCAACCUGGUAUUAAUUUUCAGUUCUCCCUGCCGGCUUUCCUCCAAACAAGAGAAAAAUAACAGGUGACUCAAGAGGGUGGCAGAGCUCCAGAGUUCUUUGGGCGACGAUCCUUAGCGGCCUGUAGGGCUUGCAUGAAAUGAGGAGAACUCGAUCCUCUUCCCAUGUCCCUGUUUGGCACUGAUUUCAAUCUGAAUCAUAGAAUUCCUUGCUGGCUAGAAGUCUUUGAUCCUGUUCUGCCCCCUGCUAUUUAAGACAGACACACUCCCCCAAAUCCCCGUAGCGAUUAAAAGUCAGUCCGGAAUAUUGGUCGAUGUAGUUCUCCUGUUGCUCCAGGCUUUCUGCCACAGCGGUGCCAGGUGGUAAAUGAGAGAGACAGAAUUUCCUGGGGAAGAGUAAACAGAUGGGUAGGGAGGUCAUCUGUCCACUGAAAGCAUGUAUUGGUUUAGAAUAAGCCCGGCUAUUUCCCAGGGUUGGAAGAUCAGUGUGUCUUAUUUGGAGCAAAUCUGAAAACCUUGGACUGGAUAACAUGAAAAACCUUAGAUGCUGUAGCUCCCAUCAUCCCUGACUGCUAGCUAUUUUACCUAGGGGAUGAUGACAACUGCAAUCCAACAGGCCUCUACAGCAGUGGUUCCCAACCUUGACCCCCUCCAGAUGUUCUUGGAUGACAAUCCUAGUAAUCCUGAGCAGCAUACCUAGUGCUGAAGGCUUCUGGGAGUUCUAGUCCAAGAACAUCUGGGGACUCAAGGUUGGGAAGCACUGCAGGGCGACCAAGGUUCCCCAGCCUGACAGAUGCAACAUUUGCAAGUCGAAUCCUAUAGUACUGUAUCUGUGUGUCAUAUCCCUGAUGAGCUGAAAGAACGGGAAGAGCUUUAACCAAACUGUUCAGGAGAGAUCCCUCCAUCGCACAAAUUUUGGUGCCAGAAUAAUAUGUUAGCCUGAACGCCACCUCUAUCCAGGCAAAGGCUGAAGCUUCGGUCUGCUGUCUGUUCUCGGAAGCGGCCUCUGCUUUCGACCCUCCUUAACGAAGAAGUAAAAUUGCCGAACUGGACGAGGCAAGAAUGCUAGAAAAUUUAGAGGCAGCUAAAAUGGAAACGAGGGUUCUAGCCACAGCCCCCUCCCCUGUUGGAAGUAUUAAUGCACCAACCUUUGAAAGCCCUCACCUCAUUCCUUCCGCACCCCCCCCCCCAAUGCCUAUAAUCUAUUUAAUGGGAAAUAAAUUCUGAUCUUGCUUAGGUAAAGAGAGGCGUUUUCUGCCUCUUACGAGACCACUGCCUAGCCAAAGGAGUAAACCUGUGUAUAGCCUUUUGGGGCCAGAGAUUAGAGACGGCAGCCUUAGGACGGCUGUGCUUUUCCCGGCCCGCUGAGCGCAGUUUCAAACUUCAUUAUUGACAGUGCAUAGGAGCCUGGCCGAAGAGCAGCGAGAGGCUUCUGGGACGACACAUACACACUGAAGACCCUCUCUGUAUGUUCUGGAGUCAAUACAUGCUUCCUUGGCUGAAUCACUAAUUAACUGAAUCGUCUCAAUUUGCACUGUAUCUUUUUGGGUGUGUAUGUGUAUGUUUUUAAAACAGAUAAGCUAAUGAUAAUUUCAGAAGCUAAUUUCUUCCACUCGUCUUACAGACCGGAAGGAAAACAAACCUCUGUAUGGGGCAUCCCCUUCUAACGAUCAUCUCCUAAGCUUCCUUUUGACACUCUUUAACUCCAAAGACAAUCAUGUGUUAGGAAUGGAACACUUGGAAGGUUUUGUAUGCUGGAAGUUUGUAUGGCAAAUGUAAUGAAGAUAUCUGAAACAGUAUUAUAUAGACGUUUGCAGACACAUUUAAAUAAACCUUUUAAAGCAGUA